Molecule: messenger RNA, 498 nt
Organism: Monascus purpureus
Lineage: Eukaryota; Fungi; Ascomycota; Eurotiomycetes; Eurotiales; Aspergillaceae
Source: the annotation of a GenBank genome assembly
AUGAAUCCCCCCAUUUCAGACGUCUUUGUUGAAAAACAGGCGAUGCUAACGUCCACAGCCGAAUUCAACGCCCGCAGAGACGUGACGGGAAGCCUAAUCAACGAGAUAGUGACAUGGCCCAUCAACCGCAUGGCACGAUUCAGAUGCCCCAGAGCCAUCAAGUCAAUAGGAAGCUACGUGCAACAGCUUGAACACCUCUGCGCCAUGCCGGGUACCGAUCUCUUCCGACAUCUCAGUCUAGGGAAGGCCUUUGAUCGAGCCGCUCUCGCCUUGGCCCGGAUACACAUCCCGCAGACUGUGGGCAGUGACUGUGGCUGCGGGUGUCCUGAUAUGUCGGAUUUCGCCAAGGUCGCGGCUAAUCGGCUAAAGAGGAGUAGGGGGCUUGAGUUUGGGGUUUGUCUGGAUUGCUUGCGGUCUCGGGGGGAGUCAUUCAGGAAGGGGCUGUGUCGGUAUCCGCAUCCGGGGACUGAGUUGAUGGUUGGGCUAUUUGCUUUUUAG